Gadus chalcogrammus (walleye pollock) is the source of this 2791-nucleotide messenger RNA. RefSeq names its product deoxyribonuclease gamma-like. The transcript has 7 exons. Lineage: Eukaryota; Metazoa; Chordata; Actinopteri; Gadiformes; Gadidae. Gene Ontology annotation, cellular component: nucleus. Gene Ontology annotation, biological process: DNA catabolic process. Gene Ontology annotation, molecular function: DNA nuclease activity. The record is from RefSeq and is a predicted model, not a curated record. The coding region runs from base 332 to 2275 and encodes 647 amino acids.
GAAUUAUAGACCAGACAGGACAAUCAUCCUCAGCAGCCAGCUCUCCCUUUCCACUCGACCCCUUCUGUUUUACUGGAUGAACACAUUUAUGUGGCGGAAGUGAGUGCUGGAGUUUAUGUUGUGCAUCUGAAACCACACCACAUGAAAGCUGACGAUACUCUGUGACACGGCUGAAGAAUUGGACUUUGAGUUCCUGCAAUCGAAGAACAAUUCAGGACAGAUACCUCCGAGGAGAAUCCUCCAGUCCAAACUGCGGUAGACGAGGCUUUGCAUCAGCAAACACUUAGCAGAACAAACGGGUGCUUACUCACAGGAAACAAAAGGUACAAACAUGUCUGAAUAUGAUGACAAAGGAGACUGGAAGGAAAAGGAAGUCCCUAUGAGCAGACGGCCCGCUGUCCCUGAGGUCCUGGAAGAGGAUGCUGAAAGCGCAGGUAAAAAACUCUGCAAGACAGCCGAGGAACAGGAGGCAGAGGAACCAGAGGAGGGGCUGGCAUCGAUGUGCCGUAGCCACAAGCUCUGGGACGGCUAUAAAGAGGACAGGGCCUUUACAGGAGAACCUCUGGCCCCAGACGGAAGCAAAGUAAGGAAUGAGGCGGAACUAGGUUGGAGCGAAAGUGAUGAGGACAUGGGCUAUUUUCAGAAAGGACCUCAAGAUGAAAGUUGGAUGAACACACAAGGUGAUUUUCUUCCGGAGGAAGAGCGAGAGAGCGCCAACGAGAGGGGUGCAGAGUCGGAUGAGUCGAUGUACAAAGACAAAGAGAAGGAGGAGAAGAAAGCUAACUUCCUCACCAUGCUGUCUCCCCGAGAGGAUGGAGGCCCGUGCGGAGAUGAGGACGUUCUUAAUUUUCCUAUACGAGACCUAGUGCAAAGUCUGGGGGAGCUCGUGUCUGGAGAGGACACGGUGGAGGGCUCUACUGAAAGAGGGAAGGAAUUCACUGGGGAUGACCACCAACGGGCUGGGGCGACCGAUGCCGUGUUCCCCCCAGACAUCUCUUCUUGGGGGAAAGACGAGGCCGCAGAUGAAGAAAGCAAAGGCAAUCUGGAUGCAGUGCUUUCUGCCUCGAGUGAGACAUCUCAUCUUGAUAGAGAGACAGAGCCCACACUGUUAGGUACAGGAAAUAUUGACAAUAAAGAAGACCGGGAUUUGGGUUCUGGAUGGACCGAAACAGUUGUAGAAGCAAAGUGCAGGGCUUUCACAGCUGGGGCAACGGACGACAAAUGCAAAUCAAAAACCCUUCCAUAUGCACAAAGAACUGUGCUGCCAUGUUGGAUUGAUGUUGGAGAGGAGAUAGGUACGUGUCCAGAGAAUGCAGAUCAUACCCAAGAUGAGGCAGAGCUAAUUGGAGCAACCAACACAUGCUCUCCAUCAGAUAAAGAUCUUCAUCAUUUCUACGACCAUACAUGUGCCACAGAGUCCACCUUUGACGCAAGACCACCAAUAAUACACAUCAUCAGCAACAGUGAUGAUAUCCAAGCUAACAAGACUGAUGGGGAAUGCAAAAGAGAUGAUUUAAGUCAGCAUGAGUCAGCUCCUGCACUCAGUCCACCGCCAUUACAGAAACACCAUGUCGAGAUGAGGACAGUCUCUGAAGACUCAUCUCUGACAAAGAUCGACACCACAUGGGAGUCACCGACUGGUGGCGAGGACAACAUGUGGGCAAAAAUGCCUGGGUUCUCUCAAGAGUCCAUGUUAAACACAGAAGACAGAGGCAAGCAGAACUCACAGUCUUCACUUGAAACUGCAGAGCCUGCCAAGGGGGCCUCAAAAGACCCCUUCAACACAGACAUUCAGGGUGACAUACGCCCCAGCACCUUGUUGUCCUUGGCUUCGGGAAUUGCUGAGCUCGGAUAUGAUGGAGACGAGUAUGAAGACAGCAGGAAUUGGGAAGACGAACAGGAGAGAAUCCAGGCUUUCUACAAGUUUUACAAUGAAAGCGAUGGGGAAAUGGAUCAAGAAGGCAGGAAGACAAAAGUACACUUUUGCAUGGAUCUGUUGCCUCAAGUCUUUCACUAUGAUAGUGAGGCGGAUUUAUUGGACAGUUCUACUGAGGCAGAGGAAGAGAUGAUCCCUGAAUACAACGGGAAGAGAGAAAAUGAUACACCCACAUUGAACUCAAAUCUACAACUCAACCGCGAUGUGGUACCAGAGACUGGUCUUGGGUUGAUGAAAUCCAUCCUCAAGAUGUUCCUGGUGAUGGGGGCUGGCCUGCUGGUGUUCUGGUGGACUAUGGAUGAGACUGACUUCCUUGGACUCCCUCUUUUCAAGGGAUAAUAUGCCUACCUUCUUUAUUCAUGUGAAACAUUGCUUGAUGGCUUGUCCAAAGUAAAUUCCAUUAAUAAAUUUGUAUUUCACAAAGAAAUGUAAAUCUGUGAAUGACAGUUUAGAGCCAUGGAGGGAUUCAAGACGGAGGCCAUGUGUUGCCUGGUUUAUAAUUUGCAAACAAUACAAUUAGUGGAACCGUUACGUAUAUUAGCUUUUCAACUUACAGUCGAGGACUCAGCGCUUGUAGCUGUUGAAAUUAAAUAAUUUCUCAGACACACACACACACACACACACACACACACACACACACACACACACACACACACACACACACACACACACACACACACACACACACACACACACACACACACACACACACAGGAGGAUCCAUAGUUUUGUUCCUUGAUCAAGAUAAUUUUCUUAUUAUUUUUUUUUAAAGAUCGAGGGAUACAAUGCAAGAUAUAUGACAGAUGAAUAGUUCCGGAGCUAUUUUGUCAACAAAAAAAAAGAUCCAGGACAAAC